AUGUCCAAAUAUUUGUUAUGUAUUUUUUUAUUUCUCGGGUGUCUGAAAGCGGCGAGAUUGUGUUUUGACAAAUCGCCAAAUAAAUCACUUUUUGCUCGACCACUUUUAUCACUUCGUGGAUUGACUCAAUCAAAAUGUUUCACUGCGUGCUUGGAAAUGCCAAGAAUGGCUUGCAAGUGAGUUUUUUUGGUGAAUAAAUUGAAAAUUUUCAAAAAGAUGAAAAAUGUUGCCAUGAAUGCUCAUCUAACAUUUAUGCCUAAUUCGUGUUUUGAACCGGCCGAAAACCAAAUUUCUAAAUUAAAAAUUCUGUAAAAAAAGGUCUAAACAUAUUAUUUGACAAAUAUCAUCUCAAAGAAAGAUUCUCGACAAAAGAUUUAUAUAAUUAGAUUUGUUCGCAACAUUUCACAUUUCGAAAUUCUGAGUAUCUUACAUUAAAAAAAAACAGACAAAUUGGAUGAACUUUGAAAGAAAUUUUUGAAGCGUAUUUUAUCAUUCAAAGUUUGAUUAUUUAAUUGAAAAAACACUAAUUGUGGGAUAAACUUUUACAGAUCAAUAACAUAUUCCCGAAAAACUCAAGUUUGUCAACUCAACGGCAAAUCCAAAUCUGAAGUGAAAAUUGUGAAAAAUCCAAUGUCAGAUUAUUAUCAUCGAACAUGUUUUGAUAAACCUUCUUCUGCAGUUCGAAGAGAUGCUGCAGCUGUUGAAUCUGCUUGUUUCACAACAGUUCGUGGAAAAGUUUUGAUUGGAAUUGUUGAUCAAUUGGUUAGAGAUGUAAAAAGUGUUGAAGAUUGUCAACAACAUUGCUCUUCUGCUUCUUCCAAGUUUGAAAUCACUUGUAAAAGUGCAAUGUUUUACGAAAAAGAUAAGGAAUGUAUUCUUGCUUCACAAUCAAAAUCAGAUAUUCCUGAUUUGUAUAUUGAUGAUGAAAAAGCAGUUUAUCUUGAGAAUAAAUGUUUGGACAGUGUUGACGAGGAACAAAAAGUUGUUGUCAAACCAUCGGAUGUUUUCAAAGCUUCUUCCAAAUUUGGCGGGGAAGAUGAGGAAGUGGAACUUUUCGGCUCUGCCAAGUCACCAGCUCCACCAACAUUGAGCACAAUUCUCCAAAGCACUACAUCAACUGGUGCACCUUCUGUUGAAUUUUCGGGAUAUGAUGGACCAUCAGAAAGUGUUAACAAUGAACAUCAAGAAGAUAUUUUGACAGCUCCACCAACAACCACAACUACAACUACAACUACAACAACUACACCAAAACCAGUUAAUGCUAAAAUUAUUGAUAGUUAUAACGUGGUUAAUAAUGAAAAAGCAGAAUAUGGAAGACGGCUACGUGAUACAAGAAUCAAGUCUUGUUUUAGGUGAGUAACUCGGAAAUUAUAGAUCUCUAUUUAUUCGAUAUAAACCUGACAUUAUACACACUUGCAAUAUCACAAGACAACACGAAAACACAACAUACAGAGCACAAAACAUUUUUUCAGAGAAGUUCGACCAAUUGGGAAAAUGGAAGCUCUUCGUGUUGUCAAAUCAUAUUCAUUGGAACAAUGCACGGAUAUGUGUAGAAUUUGCACAAAAUGUUUGGUUCGACAGAAAAAAUGUCAAGCAGUCGCGUUUGACAUGUAGGUUUUUUGAACUUCAUCACUUCCUUUUUGAACACAAAAAUAUUUUUAUUAUUUCAGUUCUCGCGAACUUUGUGUUUUGGCGUCGAAAAAACUCACGGAUGGUGGAUCAUUCAAAGAUGAUAUCAUUUAUCACAAUCGUGUUAACUGCUAA
Molecule: messenger RNA, 1764 nt
Organism: Caenorhabditis angaria
Lineage: Eukaryota; Metazoa; Nematoda; Chromadorea; Rhabditida; Rhabditidae
Source: the annotation of a GenBank genome assembly